GCGUGGCAGCUAUGGAGGAAACACAAACAGCUUUUUCUUCAAAGAAACCAUGUGGCAUCAAAGCAGCAGAGGUGGAGUUCAGCAAAGAUCCCAACUUCUGUUCAAGUGUUUCAAUGGAAGGUGUCUCAAAAGCUACAAAGCAAGGGUUGCCUAAAUCUGUCAAGAAAGUGGAGCCACCUUCAAAGAUGACAGCCGCAAGAGGACUUCCCAGAAAAUACAGUCUACAAGCAGGGCUGCAGAUGAAGGUGUUGGAAACAGAAAAUCAGCAGUUACGCUGCAAACUGACAGAAGCAGAGGGUACUAUAAAGGAUUUGAAGGAGGAGAAGGGAUUGCUGAUGCUAGAAAUUGAGAAACUCAAGAAGUCUCAGGAGGAUUGCAUGACGAUCUUAGCAAGAAGAAACAUUGAUCCUGUUACAGGCAGCAAGAUUUUGGAGGAGGAAGAGAAGGCCCAAGAAUACCAGAAGCACACACAGAAGCUUGUGGAAGAACUGAAGCAGUUUAAUCGAGCAGCUGUAGAAGAAAGGGAGGCACGUCAGGCAUGGAUGGCCAAGGGGCAGGCAGCCAGAGCCGAGAUGCAGCAGCAGGCCAUGAAGAAGCGUGCCUUCCAUCAAGCACAAAUGAGGAAGAGCAUGGCAAUCCUCAAGGAGGUUGAUCAGCUCCUGGAGAUGUGAGCUGGAGGCUGGGCUGUACUGUACUCUGUGUUUUGAUGGUUUCUUCCAUGUUCAGGGGUUACUUCUCAAAACCAGAUCUUACUUGGUGGCCUUAACCAGGGGGGAGGGUGCGUUGCAGGAGUUGGAGCAGGAUGGGUGGUUAUGGUGUGCGAGUUGCUCACAACCCUUGGUGCUCUCCCCAC
Indicator indicator is the source of this 853-nucleotide messenger RNA. It is a transcript of the gene KNSTRN, whose product is annotated as kinetochore localized astrin (SPAG5) binding protein. Gene Ontology annotation, biological process: regulation of attachment of spindle microtubules to kinetochore; mitotic sister chromatid segregation; spindle organization. Lineage: Eukaryota; Metazoa; Chordata; Aves; Piciformes; Indicatoridae. The transcript is spliced from 8 exons. Gene Ontology annotation, cellular component: mitotic spindle; centriolar satellite; kinetochore. The record is from RefSeq and is a predicted model, not a curated record. Bases 12 to 671 code for a protein of 219 amino acids.